Talaromyces atroroseus is the source of this 1263-nucleotide messenger RNA. RefSeq lists its product as hypothetical. Gene Ontology annotation, cellular component: nuclear membrane complex Bqt3-Bqt4. NCBI's taxonomy places the organism in Eukaryota, Fungi, Ascomycota, Eurotiomycetes, Eurotiales, Trichocomaceae. Gene Ontology annotation, molecular function: DNA binding. The coding region runs from base 1 to 1263 and encodes 420 amino acids. The transcript has 4 exons. The record is from RefSeq and is a predicted model, not a curated record. Gene Ontology annotation, biological process: meiotic attachment of telomere to nuclear envelope; mitotic telomere tethering at nuclear periphery.
AUGCGAUCCCUUCCCAAGCAGAACAAUCCUCUUAUCCUCCCUGACGCAUCCCCUUCUUAUCAGGAGCUGCUUGCGCUUCGCCGCUUGGGAAAGACGAAUUUGGCCGUGAAGCCUACCCAGGUUGGCACCUCGAAUGCGACCAAACCAGAGAACCUAGGGCCCUUCGAAUAUGCGCACCUGCGCGCCCCCCUACCCAAAGAUCUAUCCGGCUCGGAAAUCUUUCCCUCGCAAACUCCGAAGCAAGAUACCUAUUUCUUGAUGCGACGGAGCAAGGACGGUUAUAUCAGUGCUACUGGGAUGUUUAAGAUCGCAUUUCCUUGGGCGAAAGCAGACGAAGAGAAAUCUGAGCGCGAGUAUGUGAAAUCGAGAACCGAAACCAGUGUGGACGAGACUGCUGGAAAUCUGUGGAUUUCGCCUAUUCUAGCCUUGGAACUCGCGAAAGAAUACCAGAUGCUAGACUGGGUUCGUGCCUUGUUGGAUUCCACCGACAUUGCGCAAAAUCCCAUAAGUUCAAAGAAGCCAAUAACACCGCCUCCAAAGUUUGAUAUGCCUCCGCUAGAGAACCUCACCGAGCUUCCUCCCACCCGCACCAGAAGCAGGCGGUCAGAUUCGCCUGCCAAAACAUCUCCUAAAAAGACAAUGUCUCCGCGGAAGUCGAGAGCUCCUCGAUCUGUGAAGGAGAGUUCGGCAGCUGCAACUACAGCUGCCAGUGAUUCCCUACAGGCCGCUUUGAACGGUGCUGCAGAGAAGGAGGAGCCCAGCGACGUAGCCGAGUCCAAUGACGUCGACGUCACCGAACCCACGGAAGCAAAACCUAAGAAGAGCAGAUCCAAAAAGCAAGUCUUAGCACCGACGAGUGACGAGAAGGACACGGCCGACGAGAAGGUCACUGUGAGCGUUGAGUCUACAACGGAAGUUAAGGAUGAGGUUGAAACGACUCAGACCAAUGUCUCUGUGGAGAUGCCUGUCAGUCUACCUGAUCUUCCACCCGCCGAGGAUACGGAGCAGAUGCUUGCGCAGGCCAAGCAGAUGGUAGAGGCAGCAACCAAACUGCAAGACGAGGAUGCGACGGCUGAACCUUCGUCUUCCUCCAAAGCUACCAAGAAGCGCAAGUCGGACGAAGUCGAGGAGGACGAGGAGGAGAAAUCUGCAACACCAGCGCAACCAACGAAGAAAGCUAGAGUGUUAGAAGACAAGCUGCGAAAGGAGCGAGUCCGCAAUCGGGCUCUGGUUGGUGUUACUGCAUCAUUGGCACUUGCGUAA